AGGCGAGGCCUGCCAGCGUGUCCAGCGCUGGUGACCACCUGGCUGGUCUGUGCGUACAUGCCAGGCACAGCACACGGUAGUGGUCUAUACCACAGAUUCGCCGUGCACCGCUCCCUGGCCGACAUCAUUCCGGUGGCAGGAUGGCGCGAGUACUGCGACGGCGGUAGAUGGGCCUACAAGUCGCCGUACUGCGGCAACGUGACCAAUACGGACCCCAAUUUUUCAGAAAAUCAGGACGCAUGGCCACACUUCGAGAAGGCAUGCGGCAAUCCUGGCCAGUCACCCAUCAACAUCAACUUCUUGCAGACCAGCUUCAAGAGCUUCGGACCCAUUGCAUUCCUCGGCUACAACGUGCCCUUCCGCUUCAAGGUCGAGAAUGGAGGGACACUUUACAUCACGCCCGAGCAUGCGCAUCUCGAGUCGUACGGUGGCCCGCUGCCCGCUCGCUACACGCUGUCCAAGGCCGUCUUCCGCUUCGGCAACGAGACGAGCGAGCGCGGCUCGGAGCACACGCUCGAUGGACGCUACUACGACGCCGAGCUCCAGCUUCUGAUGUCCUGCGAGAAGCCAACGCCUACCGACUGCCUUCGGCGUGACAAAGGGUUGGCCAUAUUCGUAAUCCUCUUUGAGAAAAAGGAAGUGUCGAAUCCAUUCCUGGACAUACUCAUCAACGCCACAGAGCACAUGACGACGCGAGGCAACACGACCGAGACCCGCAUUCCUAUGGCCUUCCUGCUCCCGAACUCGACGUCCAACUACUACCUUUACUUGGGCUCUCUCACUUUCCCGCCGUGCACAGGAAAGGCCAUCGUGGUGGUUUUCGACAACGUCGUCUCCAUUGGAGAGAUGCAGGCAAGACGAUAUCCGUCCGCUUAUUAG
Molecule: messenger RNA, 879 nt
Organism: Rhipicephalus sanguineus (brown dog tick)
Lineage: Eukaryota; Metazoa; Arthropoda; Arachnida; Ixodida; Ixodidae
Product: carbonic anhydrase 12
Exons: 6
Coding region: 58-879 (273 amino acids)
Molecular function (GO): zinc ion binding; carbonate dehydratase activity
Source: RefSeq, a predicted model, not a curated record